AAUGAUACGGUUGCCUUCGUCUGGCGCGUUUAAAAAGUUGGCGGGCAGGAAAGUGUGAAAAUAUUUUUUAAUCUGUUGUUUUUUGUGAUAUUAUAAAAUUGAUUGAUGGCAUUGAAUUUGCAAAAUUAUUUUUGUUUUUAAGUGUUUUUUUUUCUUGUUUCUGUGUGUUGUUCCCGAGUUUGGAACUUUGAUCGGGAAUGAAAAAAGACAAGGCAAAAAAAUAAGUCUCACAAUGUAUUUCGUAAAUAAAAUUACGAUACUCCUUGUUGGCAUUACUCUUAUUGCUAAAAUAGAGACAAUUGGCGCAGACAAAUACGAUGAAGAAUCGAAUAUAGAUCUCAAAUAUAAUAAAAAUGAAAAACGACUCAAAAGAUCAGAGAACGCAGUGGACAACAUGACAACAACAGAAGUAACACCACUAGAGAAUGUAACAGAAGAAUGCAUAGGACAAAAGGAAUUUUGUAACUUAUCUCGAGAGGAAUACGUCACAAUGUUGAAUGAAUAUAUUUAUCCGCAUACGUACGAAUGGGUUUUGAUUGGCACGCACACUCUGGUAUUUAUCACGGGAUUGGUGGGAAAUGCUUUAGUGUGUGUUGCGGUGUAUAGAAAUCACAGUAUGAGAACUGUGACGAACUAUUUUAUUGUAAAUCUGGCUGUGGCGGAUUUCAUGGUAAUCCUCUUUUGUUUGCCUGCCACCGUUCUAUGGGAUGUUACUGAGACCUGGUUCCUGGGAGAUGUGCUGUGCAAAAUGCUGCUGUAUUUCCAGUCAGUAUCAGUGACAGUGUCGGUGCUGACGCUGACUUUCAUCUCCGUGGACCGCUGGUACGCCAUCUGCUUCCCGCUCAAGUUCAAGUCCACCACGGGACGUGCUAAGACCGCCAUACUUGUUAUAUGGACGUUGGCUUUGACUUUCAAUGCUCCAGAGCUGGUUGUACUAACUACAGAAAAGUCAGUACCCCUACGCUUCGAGCUAGAAUACCUAGUCCAGUGCAUCGCAACCUGGUCUUCAAAUAGCGACCUCGUGUGGCACAUCAUUAAAGUCAUUUUCAUUUACACACUUCCACUACUGCUGAUGACCGUGGCGUAUUACCAGAUAGUGAAGGUGCUUUGGCGAUCAGAGAAGAUACCGGGACAAGCAGAAACUAUCAAGUUGGCACCGGCUGAACAAACUCAAUUGCGUUCAAGAAGAAAGGCAGCGAAGAUGUUGGUCGCCGUGGUCGUCAUGUUCGCUGUCUGCUACUUCCCUGUCCACCUCCUAUCAGUACUCAGAUACACCCUUGAUAUGGAACAGUCGGAUGUGAUCACCUGUCUCGCUCUGAUCUCCCAUGUGAUGUGCUACGCGAAUUCUGCUAUCAAUCCUUUGAUCUACAACUUUAUGAGUGGAAAAUUUCGCCGUGAAUUUCGUCGAGCGUUCUGCUGCUCUACGGCGAGUGAUUUAGAGACCUUCACAACUUUGACCCGCAUCACGACCUCAAAGAAGCGACCUUGUGACCUUAUGACCUUUGACACUAAGGCCCAAGGUCGAAAUGUGUGUAACACUACCUUUAUUCAUAAUAGUUAUAAGGACAGGUACAUACUAACAUAAUUAGUUUAAUUUGUUGGUUUGGAAUUAAUUUUAAGUACAUAUCGAAGUAACUUGGUGUUAAUGUAAGUCAUUACAAUCAUAGUUUAUGAAUUUUUGAAAUAUGACCUAUAAUACAUAAUUAUGUUUAUUUAUACGUUAGUUCACAAAUUUGUGCCAUGAGAUUGGACAGAAGAGCUACAAAAUGCCACAUCAUAUUAUAUACAAGAAGCGGUUCGUGGGCGUUCAUUUAAGGGUGGGCUGUCUUCCAUUGCAAUCCGUGAAAAAACCCUCGGUUUAUAAUCUCUUGGUUUGGUAAAGCAGGUCUCACUAUAAUUCAACUUAAAAUAAACAGUAAUUUCUUGGAACUUCUACGGCAUAUACUUCUUUAGCGUCCAUCACAUCACACAUACAUAUCUCGGAACAGAGGGUUUGUUUUACGGUUAACGAGAUCGAAUGAGACCACGUUCAGCGCUUA
Spodoptera litura is the source of this 2039-nucleotide messenger RNA. It is a transcript of the gene NGR-A16, whose product is annotated as neuropeptide receptor A16. The record is from RefSeq and is a predicted model, not a curated record. Gene Ontology annotation, biological process: G protein-coupled receptor signaling pathway. NCBI's taxonomy places the organism in Eukaryota, Metazoa, Arthropoda, Insecta, Lepidoptera, Noctuidae. Gene Ontology annotation, molecular function: neuropeptide Y receptor activity. Gene Ontology annotation, cellular component: plasma membrane.